Molecule: messenger RNA, 1185 nt
Organism: Jaculus jaculus (lesser Egyptian jerboa)
Lineage: Eukaryota; Metazoa; Chordata; Mammalia; Rodentia; Dipodidae
Gene: Jagn1
Product: jagunal homolog 1
Exons: 3
Coding region: 195-677 (160 amino acids)
Biological process (GO): endoplasmic reticulum organization; granulocyte colony-stimulating factor signaling pathway; vesicle-mediated transport
Cellular component (GO): endoplasmic reticulum membrane
Source: RefSeq, a predicted model, not a curated record
GCAGCAGCUCGUGGGCGCGAGGGCCCCACGGUUCUGGCCGGGCACCAUGGCCUCUCGGGCCGGCCCGCGAGCGGCUGGCACGGACGGCAGCGACUUUCAGCACCGGGAGCGUGUCGCCAUGCACUACCAGAUGAGAGAGAGGAAGAGAAUGGGCAUGCCAGGGCCUCCAGCCACCGCAAAGAAACUCCAGACGCAUGUGCCCCCGUGUGCUAAUUGUUACUCUCAAGUAUGAAAUCAAGAAGCUGAUCUACGUGCAUCUGGUCAUAUGGCUGCUCUUGGUUGCCAAGAUGAGCAUAGGACACCUGAGGCUCUUGUCACAUGAUCAGGUGGCCAUGCCUUAUCAGUGGGAAUAUCCCUAUUUGCUGAGCAUUGUGCCAUCUCUCUUGGGCCUGCUCUCUUUUCCCCGCAACAACAUUAGCUACCUGGUGCUCUCUAUGAUCAGCAUGGGACUCUUUUCCAUUGCUCCCCUCAUUUAUGGCAGCAUGGAGAUGUUCCCUGCUGCACAGCAACUUUACCGCCAUGGCAAGACCUACCGCUUCUUAUUUGGUUUUUCUGCUGUCUCUGUUAUGUACCUGGUAUUGGUACUGGCAGUCCAAGUGCAUGCCUGGCAGCUGUACUACAGCAAGAAACUACUAGACUCUUGGUUCAUCAGCACACAGGAGAAGAAGCGUAAAUGAAGCCUGCCUGAUGGACUCCACUGACGGCUGAAACCUGGGCCUUCCACUAAGAAGAGUGAAGGGUAGAGAAGCUGUUCUGAAAUCUCUUCUGUUGACUUGGGCAGCUGUGGUGUUUGUACCAAAUGCACACUAGGUUCAUAUUUUGGCCUAGAGUUUUCCUGUUGCCAUCUGCUGAGGUAGUGAAGCUAUAUUUAAUUUAUUCCUAACUGGUUAGAAGGGGUUGACCAACAGCUAUGAAACAGAUUGCAUCUAGUUGAAGUUAAAGCCCUUCAGGGUUUUUGUUUAAAAUCGAGCCUUAUCCUUGCCUCCCAUGGUCAUUUCCCCCUCUUCCAUUCAUCACCCCUUUACAACUAAGACUGAAAGAACUAAGGAAUAAAUCAAAUCUACUUAAUUCUGUGGGUCACAGGGCAGGAAAUAUUUGGGAAGCUGCUCCCCCUGCAGGUUGUGUUCUCUACUGCGAACCAUUUUAUUAAAGAGAAUUUCAAUAAAAUUAAUACUGUCUUGUCCA